CCUCUAGGUUCAAGGGUCGAGCCGGAGGACGCUAUGCCGCGUAUAGUGGAGCAACCGCCGGAUCUUGUGGUCUCCCGGGGCGAGCCCGCCACACUGCCCUGCCGCGCCGAGGGCCGGCCCCGGCCCAACAUCGAGUGGUACAAGAAUGGAGCGCGUGUGGCCACUGCGCGCGAGGAUCCGCGCGCGCACCGCCUGCUGCUGCCCAGCGGCGCGCUCUUCUUCCCGCGCAUCGUGCACGGGCGCCGCGCGCGGCCGGACGAGGGUGUCUAUACCUGCGUGGCGCGCAACUACCUGGGGGCAGCGGCCAGCAGAAACGCCUCGCUGGAAGUGGCAGUCCUCCGCGAUGACUUUCGGCAGUCUCCUGGGAACCUGGUGGUGGCAGUGGGGGAACCAGCAGUACUGGAAUGCGUGCCCCCCCGAGGCCACCCGGAGCCUUCCGUGUCCUGGAAGAAGGGGGGCACAAGAGUCAAGGAGGAGGAAGGAAGGAUCACGAUCCGUGGCGGGAAGCUGAUGAUGUCACAUACGUUCAAGAACGAUGCAGGGAUGUACGUAUGUGUGGCCUCCAACGUGGCAGGAGAACGGGAGAGUGGGGCAGCUGAGCUUGUGGUACUGGAACGCCCCUCAUUCCUGCGCAAACCGGUCAAUCAGGUGGUCCUGGCUGAUGCCCCUGUGGAAUUCUUCUGUGAAGUGCAGGGGGAUCCCCCACCUCAUCUGCGUUGGCGCAAGGAGGAUGGGGAACUGCCCCCAGGCAGGUAUGAGAUCCGAAGUGACCACAGCCUUUGGAUUGGGCGGGUGAGUGCGGAAGACGAGGGGACCUACACGUGCGUGGCAGAGAACAGCGUGGGGCGCGUGGAAGCAUCUGGCUCCCUCAGUGUUCACGUCCCUCCCCAGCUGGUGACCAGACCCCAGGACCAGAUGGCGGCUCCUGGAGAGAGUGUGGCUUUCCAGUGCGAGACCAAAGGAAACCCCCCACCUGCAGUCUUCUGGCAAAAGGAAGGGAGUCAAGUCCUGCUUUUCCCCAGCCAGUCGCUUCAGCCCACAGGGCGCUUCUCAGUCUCUCCAAGAGGCCAGCUCAGCAUCACUGGAGUGCAGAGCAGGGACGCCGGCUACUACGUGUGCCAGGCUGUCAGUGUGGCUGGCAGCAUCCUGGCUAAGGCCCUGCUGGAGAUAAAAGGUGCCUCCUUGGAUGGGCUGCCUCCCAUCAUCCUCCAGGGACCAGCCAAUCAGACGCUGGCACUGGGCUCCUCUGUGUGGCUGCCGUGCAGAGUGACAGGGAACCCUCAACCCAGUGUCCAAUGGAGGAAGGACGGGCAGUGGCUACAGGGGGAUGACCUCCAGCUCAGCCUACUAGCCAAUGGUACCCUGUACAUUGCCAAUGUGCAGGAGACUGACAUGGGUUUCUACAGCUGUGUGGCCAAGAGUUCCACAGGGGAGGCCACCUGGAAUGGCUGGCUUAGGAUACGGGAAGAUUGGGGAGUAUCACCAGACCCCCCGACAGAAAUCAGUACCCCGCCAGGGCCUCCCUCACAGCCAGUGGCUUCUGACAUCACCAAGAACAGCGUCACCCUGACCUGGAAGCCCAACCCGCAGGCUGGGACCGUCACCGCAUAUGUGAUAGAAGCCUUCAGCCAAGAGGCUGGCAACACCUGGAGGACAGUGGCAGAUGGUGUGCAGCUGGAGACACACACGGUCAGCGGUCUGCAGCCCGAUACCAUCUACCUGUUCCUGGUGCGAGCUGUGGGGGCCUGGGGCCUCAGUGAGCCCAGCCCUGUCUCUGAGCCUGUCCGCACCCAGGACAGCAGCCCCUCCAGGCCAGUGGAGGACCCAUGGAGAGGCCAGCAGGGACUGGCUGAAGUGGCUGUGCGGAUGCAGGAGCCCAUAGUCCUUGAGCCCCGGGCCCUGCAGGUGUCCUGGACUGUGGACGGCCCAGUCCAGCUGGUGCGAGGUUUCCGGGUGUCUUGGAGGGCUGCAGGCCCUGAUGGGGGAAGCUGGACCGUGCUGGAUCUAGAGACCCCAAGCCAGCAAACUACUGUGCUAAGAGGACUUCCUCCAGGCACCCAAAUCCAGAUCAAGGUGCAAGCCCAAGGCCAGGAGGGGCUGGGGGCUGAAAGCCCCUUGGUGACCAGGAGCAUUCCUGAGGAAGCCCCCAGUGGUCCCCCCCAGGGAGUGGCAGUGGCCUUGGGGGGUGAUGGCAACAACAGUAUCACUGUGUCCUGGGAACCUCCACUCCCUUCCCAGCAAAAUGGGGUCAUCAAGGAAUACCAGAUCUGGUGUCUGGGCAACGAGAGCCGCUUCCACCUCAACCGUUCUGCGGCAGGCUGGGCACGCUCCGCUGUGCUCCGGGGACUUCUGCCGGGUCUCCCCUACCAGACCCGGGUCGCGGCGGCCACCAGCGCUGGCGUGGGCGUGGCCAGUGCCCCCGUGUUGCUGCAGCUGCCGUCCCCGCCGGAAUCGGAGCCAGGGCUCGAGGUGGGCCCGGGCCUGGCAGAGCGGCUGGCUAGGGUGCUGCGGGCGCCGGCCUUCCUCGCGGGCAGCGGCGCCGCCUGCGGGGCGCUGCUCCUCGGGCUCUGCGCCGCCCUCUACCGGCGCCGGAGGCAGCGCAAAGAGCUCAGUCACUACACCGCCUCCUUUGCCUACACACCUGCAGUGUCCUUCCCACACUCGGAGGGACUCUCUGGAGCCAGUUCCAGGCCGCCCGUGGGCCUCGGCCCCGCCCCCUACCCUUGGCUGGCAGAUUCGUGGCCCCACCCCUCUCGAAGCCCCUCAGCCCAGGAGCCCAGGGGAAGCUGCUGCCCCAGCAAUCCUGACCCGGAUGACAGAUAUUACAAUGAAGCAGGGAUCUCACUAUACCUGGCUCAGACAGCCCGGGGCACUGCAGCCCCUGGGGAGGGCCCUGUCUACAGCACCAUUGACCCACUUGGGGAGGAGCUGCAGACCUUUCAUGGGGGUUUCCCCCAACAACCCCCAGGGGAUCCAGGCACCUGGAGCCAGUACGCUCCUCCAGAAUGGAGCCAGAGGGACAAUGGAGCCAGGGGAGGCAAAGUGAUGCUUCUGGGGAAAGCUGUGCAGAUGCCCUCUCUGAACUGGCCAGAAGCACUGCCUCCACCUCCCCCUGAGCUGAGCUGCCUAGAGGGGCCUGAGGAGGAGUUGGAGGGCAGCUCUGAGCCAGAAGACUGGUGCCCGCCAAUGCCAGAGAGAAGUCACCUGGCUGAGCCCAGUUCCAGUGGAGGGUGCCUGGUUGCCCCGUCCCGGGGGGAAACCCCCUCUCCCACACCCUCCUACGGACAGCAGUCCACAGCCACUCUUACCCCCUCCCCACCUGACCCUCCCCAGCCCCCCACUGACAUCCCCCAUCUCCAACAGAUGCCCAGGAGGUUGCCCCUAGGGCCAAGUUCCCCACUCAGUGGAUCCCGGAUGGCUAUGAGUACCCAUGAAGCGGGGCCUGCGAGCCUGGGUGCUGGCCUUGCAGCUUCCCAUCGCCUCAGCCCCAGCUCUGUCCCUAGUACAGCCAGCAUUGCCCCAGGGAGAACCAGGCUGGUGCCUGGGGAGAUGACACCCCCACUUCAAGGACCUCGUGCCCGAAUCCAGAAGAAACCUAAGGCUCUUCCUUACAGGAGAGAGCACAGUCCUGGGGACUUGCCCCCACCACCCCUGCCGCCGCCAGAGGAAGAAGCGAGCUGGGCUGUAGGGCUGAGAACAGCUGGCAGCACCUCCUCUUUGGAGCGGGGGCGAAGUGGGGAAAGGAGAGCGGUGCAGGCGGUGCCCCUGGGGAGCCAGCAGGGCCCCUGCCGAGAUGAAGAGGCCUGGCCCCCGUACAGCAGGCCGAGCUUCCUGUCCCGGGGCCAGGGCACCAGCACCUGCUCCACAGCCGGCAGCAACUCCUCACGAGGCUCCAGCAGCUCCAGGGGCUCCCGGGGCCCUGGCCGGAGCCGCAGCUGCAGCCGGAGCCAGAGCCAAAGGCCAGGACAGAAGAAUCGAGAGGAACGGAGAUGACGCUUGAGAAUAUGGGGAGCUCCAUGGGGAAGGGGCUGUCCCUGGGCCGGAUGCCUGGAGGGGAGCCCCUCACCCUGUGAAUUAGGAUGUGAGCAAAGAGGUGCAGGGGUGGGCCCUCUUUUCCCCCCCAGCGCUGAUGCAUGGGGCCCUCAGCCUCACUGACGAAUAGGCUUAGAAGCCAGAGAGCCAGUUAUUUCCCUUUCAUUCCUUUCUAAGACCCAUUUGUACAAAAGACAAUAAAAAAAGUCUGAUCAUAGCCCUGGUUUUCCAUAGGAUGUCAGGAAGGGGUCGGGGGGCUGUGGGUCCGGGUAUCUGUGCACACUAGUAGCUUCACACUUCCUUCCGAACAUCUGUCAAAGCACUACGUGAGGACAGUGUAGAGACCCUGAGCCGUCUUCCCUCUCGAAGGGGCUGAAACCCAUUGUCCCCCCAGUCACAACCAUAUGGACGUUCCAAAUAGCCAAUAAUGAGAAACCUGUACCCCUUUUGGAGGGCGGCACCAGACCCUGCCUUAGGGCCCUUUCUCUGGGGUGUAUCACUCCACUGUAAGAGAACAUGCCCUUGACAAUAAUGAUCAUUUUUAAACUCUCUGUGAUAGGAGUUUAUGGGAGAAGCUUUCCCACAUACCCUGACUGUCCGUCGUAAUGGGUGUGUGCAAACCGGAAUCCCUUGGCCCAAUUAGGUCCAGGAGUGAUGGGUUUGGCUGGGG
Messenger RNA from Choloepus didactylus (southern two-toed sloth), 4702 nucleotides. It is a transcript of the gene ROBO3, whose product is annotated as roundabout guidance receptor 3. Gene Ontology annotation, molecular function: protein binding. The record is from RefSeq and is a predicted model, not a curated record. The coding region runs from base 34 to 3993 and encodes 1319 amino acids. NCBI's taxonomy places the organism in Eukaryota, Metazoa, Chordata, Mammalia, Pilosa, Megalonychidae. The transcript is spliced from 27 exons.